GAGAGAGAGAGACAGACAGCGUCGCGCGCAGUAAACACCCUGUGACCGAUGAUAUUUUACGCGAUUAAAUCCGUGUAAUCAGCGAUUAUUUUUCACACACGGAUGAAGAACAGUGGUUUAGACUGAACUCAGACCGGAUCCGGGUUUAAAGCUUCAUUUAAACAAAGUUUUCCAAGACAUAGAGCAGAAGUCACCACAAUGGUUCUAUAACACCUGUAAGAUAAAAACACCUCUGAGUAACUGUUGGUCAACCUGAAGUUACUGAAGAUCAGUUGUAAUCGCAAUCACAUUCCUGGCAAGAUGGCCAUGGUGCAGAACAACCGUCCUCACCCUGAGAAGGACCUGGCUCUGCUCAGAGUACCGGUGAAGAGGCUGAUGCGAGAGAGGCAGAUAGAAGCAACGCCCAUAAAGAAGCGCGUGAUGGCGGCACUUAAUUUGUCAUGCAAAAAGGCUUCGGAGUCAUCGUCAAGGACUCCUGUCAUAAAAACUGAACAUGUAGAGAAGGACUCAGAGUUUCUUAACUAUCAACACGUCCCAAAGGGACAGGCCGGACGAGACGGCGCUCUGGACCUGAGCCCGGCUUUGAGACACACUCUGGCCCAGUUUACUCUGAGCAGUCAGUGUUCUUUAGGAGGCCCUGCUGCCUUUUCUGGUCAGUACAGCCAGGAGAAGCUGGCUCCGUCUCUCAGCCAGGCCAGCGUGGCAGUCGGGCCCUUACUGGUGCCUCCUGACAGCUCCACAGAGCUGGUGUUGUGCACGCUGGAGGGCGAAUCUAUUUCCUGCUUCUCAGUGGGUGGUGAGCUGCGCCUGUGUUUGCCUCAAGUGCUCAACACGGUGCUGCGAGACUUCUCCCUGCAGCAGAUCAACUCUGUGUGCGAUCAGCUCUACGUCUACUGCUCGCGCUGCAACGCUUCCCAGCUGCACGUCCUCAAAGUGCUGGGCGUACUCCCGGCCGGCGCUCCGUCCUGCGGCCUCAUCACGCUCACCGACGCCCAGCGGCUCUGCAACACCCUGCUCCACCCGGGAGACAACGUUCCCGCCGGCCCGCAUAAAGACCACCGGCUUGCCGAAGAAGAGGAGCAAGAAGCCGAGGAAGCUGGAGGGUUCUGGGUGGAGCAUCAGUGCCUGGGGAAGUGCCAGGGCCUGUUCCUUACUCGUCUCUAUGCCGCUCCGGGGGCUCCGUGCAUCCGAUGCUCGCAGUGUCGACAGCUUUUCUGUCCCGAACGCUUCGUGAUGCACUCGCACCGGCAACCGGACAAGCGGACGUGUCACUGGGGCUUCGACUCCGCCAAGUGGGCGUGUUACCUCCAACUGGGGCGACGGCACCACGGCACGGCUGACGAGGGGAAACUGGAGCAGCUCCUGGAGGCCAUGAAACUGAAGUUCACUGGGAGUCGUCUGGACAUGAAGACGUCACAUCUGGAGACUGCCCGGGUGGAGGAGGGGUUAAAUCUGUGUUCUGGGAAAGAGAAAGUGUGUGAGAGCGGUACAGAUGGAAAGGUGGGGGCGUUCCCGGGGUACGUGUUCGACCCGUGUCUCCUCACCAACCUGAAGGAGGAUCCCAGACACCUCGACCUCAUGUGGCAAAGUUGGUAUCUUUACAUGCACGAUAAGCUGAGCAUCUCCGGCAUGGCCCUGGACUCUGCACAAGCUACUGAUACAGACGACGACGCUCCGAGAGCAGAGACGCUGAAACCUGUGAAAAAGGCGUGUGAGGAAGCAGAGGAAGGUGAGGGCAAAGCAUCCGCAGGGAGCAAAAAAACAAGUCGCCCAGCCAGCCAAUCACAGCGCAGCGAUCCGGAUGAGCGGCCCAGGGUUUCCAUAGAAACGCCGGCAUGUGAUGAGAAGUCUUUGGAGGAGAACAAGGACAGCAUGGUAGUGGAGGUGCUUCAGAUGUACAACGCUCAGCAGGAGAAGCUGCAGUCCACGCUACGCAAGCAGCAGCAGCUGGAAAAGGAGCUGCAGGCUCUGCGUGAGGCCGACGCAGACCAGCUGGGGGAGGUGCAGACGCAGCUGCAGACGGAGCAUGCUCAGAAGAAGGAGGUGGAGCAGGAGGAGCAGAAGAGGCUUCAGUGCAGCGUGGAGCAGCAGCAGCAGAGCUGCAGGUGCCGAGAGCAGCAGGAGAACCGUUACUCUGCACAGUUGUUGGAGCUGCGCCAGAGGCUGGACCGCGCUGAGGAGGACCGUGAGGAGCUGCAGGAGGAGCUGAGGCGUGAGCGAGAAGCUCGGGAGAAGCUGGAGAGGAUCAUCUCUGAGCUCAGACAGCAGAUGAAGGAGUCUGUUCCUCCGUCAGCUCUCGACAGCCCACUCUCCAACUCCUCCAGCGACGUCCUCAUGUCUCCUCCGUAACCUCGCGUUCACAAUGCUAAUCAUUUCAUUUCACUUUUACUUUGUUCACGGACAAUUCCUCGAGAACGUUACGUUUUCAUCAGCGCACUUCAUUAUUCCACGGGGACAAAUUAAAAUGAAAACAAACAAACAAACAAGCAUAUGUAUCCUGGAUUUUUUUUUGGUAUAAAGAGCAUUAACUGCUUUUUUAUGUAACUUUUUUUGAGUAUGCAAAUUUUCAUGCAUGUGUAAUAAUCCUGAGAGAGAGUAUGUAUGUAUGUGUGUGUGUGUGUGUGAAUUUCAGAAUGAAACUGUCAGCGUUGAUUAUCCCGUGCGCUGACUACUGUUAGAAAAAAACAACAACUAGAUUUCAGAUUUUUUUUAAAAGUUGUAAUGUGCUAUUGUUUAUUAAAAUAAAGUAUUUAUUACAUUGUUUUAUUGCUAGAUGUUAUUGUGAGAAAACCUUUAUUUAAAAAAAAAAAACCCGACACGCUUAUAGGUAUAGGUACGCUAACUUUUAAUUUCAUGAUGUUGAUCAGAAGGAGCAGAAAUUUUGUGUCAUCCCCGUUUAAAAUUUGAGCAUAACUCCAGAGACAUUCCACAUGUCCCGAGCAAUCUCUUCUUCUCUUCAUAUCAGAUUCUGAAUUUUACUCACUGCACCUUUAAGCCAUGUCUGAAUGUAUGAUACUGUAUGUAUGCAUGUGCGCUGAAAAAAAAUUAUAUAUAUAUAUAUAUAUAUAUAUAUAUAUAUAUAUAUAUAUAUAUAUAUAUAUAUAUAUACACACGGAUUAUCUUAACUGAGUUUACAGCAUCGUAUAUGUUUUUAAAAAGAAUUCUGUAUAGAAAUGUUUUGUAAAAUGUUUCUUUCUUGAUUUUCUCUCUCUCUCUGUAUAACCUUCUGUUUUCUUUUGAAAUUUUUAACAAAUUUCUGAAGUUAAAAACAUUAAAGAUUUAAAAAAUGGUUCUUUAUUAUUGUCACAUGAUAGGAAUUGAUAUUAAUGCCUGUGUGUGAUCAGUUUAGAUGAACAGGGUUUAUUAUAAAUAAAGAAAGAAAGAAAGAAAGAAGCGUGCUGCGAGAGCGAGUGGAAGUGCUUGUGCUCUGUGAUCCACGACAAUCAGACUGAAUGUUGGAUUUCUGGGCCAGAAAGACUUAAAGACUGAGCUGAUGGCGUUGUUCCUACCUCAGAUGAACGGUGUAUGAGUUGUGUAUUUGUGUUUUCAUACAGUGUGGACUGAUGGAGCGCUGAAAUUACCUCUUUGCUGUUUCUAUGCUGCUUUCUGAGAGAAGUGUUAUGGGCUUUUUCACGUCGCCUCGUCGACUGAUGCAUGUUGAACAUUAAGGUCAAAGAAAAGCA
Molecule: messenger RNA, 3683 nt
Organism: Ictalurus furcatus (blue catfish)
Lineage: Eukaryota; Metazoa; Chordata; Actinopteri; Siluriformes; Ictaluridae
Gene: skilb
Product: SKI-like proto-oncogene b
Exons: 8
Coding region: 301-2349 (682 amino acids)
Biological process (GO): negative regulation of BMP signaling pathway
Cellular component (GO): nucleus
Molecular function (GO): DNA-binding transcription factor activity, RNA polymerase II-specific; RNA polymerase II cis-regulatory region sequence-specific DNA binding; SMAD binding
Source: RefSeq, a predicted model, not a curated record